Messenger RNA from Sporothrix brasiliensis 5110, 873 nucleotides. RefSeq lists its product as uncharacterized. The transcript has a single exon. The record is from RefSeq and is a predicted model, not a curated record. Lineage: Eukaryota; Fungi; Ascomycota; Sordariomycetes; Ophiostomatales; Ophiostomataceae. The coding region runs from base 1 to 873 and encodes 290 amino acids.
AUGGCAGACACACAACCAACCACGUUCACUCUGCCCGGCGGGCACCGUUUACGCUACACUCUCACGUUUCCGGGUGCACCUGAGCGCCGCACAAUCCUCCUUUCGAGUCUGCUGGCAACCACGGCAGCCGUCUGGGAUGACGUUGUUGCCGUCUUGCACCAAAAUGGCUUCCGGGUGCUGACAUAUGACCAUCCAGGCCACGGCGGCUCGACGGUCAGGACAAAAGACCUUGCGGAGAAUACACUCGAUGGCAUGGCCGACGACGUGUACACGCUGGUCGAAUCCAUAGGGAUCACACAGCUGCACGCCUGGAUUGGCUGCUCGCUCGGCUCUGCAACUGGCGUUGUGUUUGCUGCCCGCCACCCGGGUGUUGUUCGCCGCCUCGUCGUCGUCGACACCAUCAGCGCUUCGCCCGCCAACGCGGGUGUCGCAGACGCGUUCAGCCCGCGGGUAAAGGCUCUUCGCGACGGUGACCAGACCCUUGAGGCCGCGCUGGCCCAGACCCGCGAGCGUUGGUUGGGUGAGGAGUGGCUCACGGCACACCCUGACAAGCGUGCGUGGCUCGAACGGUUGAUGGCACAAACCACCAUCGACGGCUUUGAGACAUGCAUUGCGGCCUUGCUGUCAUCGCAGUUUGAUCUUCGUCCACUUGCUGGCAGGGUGGCCAGCAGCGGCGUAGAGCGUGUGCUCGUUGUCGUUGGGGAGAAGGACGCCGAUCUGCCAACAUCCAUGAAGGCACUGGCAGACCAGAUGCGUGAUGGGUCAGGCAAGGACAUCGGCUUUCACGUCUUGCCUAAUGCUGGCCACGCGUCCUUUAUUGACGCAUAUGGCACAUGGCUGGAUGUUGUUCUUCCGUUUCUUAAGGACAACUAA